Molecule: messenger RNA, 1079 nt
Organism: Trachemys scripta elegans
Lineage: Eukaryota; Metazoa; Chordata; Testudines; Emydidae
Gene: MRPS17
Product: mitochondrial ribosomal protein S17
Exons: 4
Coding region: 194-607 (137 amino acids)
Biological process (GO): mitochondrial translation
Cellular component (GO): ribosome; mitochondrial small ribosomal subunit
Molecular function (GO): structural constituent of ribosome
Source: RefSeq, a predicted model, not a curated record
CUCAGGGACAGUCCCAUCCCUUCCGGGUUUGGCCCCGCCCCUUCCGGCACUGGCUCCUCCCCCUCGGCCGGUCGGUGACGGUAUGUGGCGAUCACAGUAAAAAAUAGAGAGGGAAGUAUCUCCGGGGUUUUGGAGAGACCCUUCAGCCAAGCAUAACAUUGCACAAAAGGCACUGGAUGAUCAUAGCUGAACAAUGUCUGGACUACGUGGAGCUGUCCAUGCAAAAUGGAUAAUAGGGAAAGUAAUUGGAACCAAAAUGCACAAAACUGCCAAAGUGAGAGUGACAAGGCUUGUGCUGGAUCCUUAUUUACUCAAGUUCUUUAACAAGCGAAAAACUUAUUUCGCUCAUGAUCCAUUGCAGAGUUGUGCCGUCGGAGACAUUGUUCUUCUAAAAGCUUUGCCUGAGCGGAGGACCAAAAAUGUGAAACAUGAACUGGCUGAGAUUGUUUUCAAGGUUGGAAAUGUCAUAGACCCAGUGACUGGAAAGGCCUGCGCAGGAACCAGGUUCCUGGAAAGUCUAACAGACUCAGAAAGUCUAACUGAGGCAGACACCACCUAUCUAAGUGAAAAGCUCCAAGAACUAAAUGUUUCCUCAACAGAGAAAUAAAGGGUGGGAAGAGGCCAAUAAACCGAGGGCUUUACCUCUCAUCUUUACAUGAGGAAUUGGUUGUGUCCAUUGUCUUAGGAUGUAAAAUCUUUCUAGUGUUAGUAACAAUAAAUAAUAAACUGAAUUACUUCCAACACCAAAAUGACAGAGAUAUUUUAAAAUUGGGGAAUUUAUCAAUUAGAAAUAAUGUGGAAAAAAACUUAAAUCACAGUUAAGCUGCGUUCUCAAUGUUUUAUUUUCUUAACACACAGUUUUGCCCUAUCUUUAGCAAGAAUGUCAAAAUUACCACCUCAGUCACAAAAUUAAGAAUGGUUCUUCUUUAUUAAGAUGUUUAAGAGAAUAAAUCUAUAUAUAGUUUAAUAUGCAGGGGAGGAUGUUUUUCCCAUGUUUGACUGUCUGAACCCUGGAACUGAAUCUGUUGAGUUUUGUAGCCUUAUAUUUAAAGUAACACAAUUAAAACUUUUUAAAAAUA